This is a messenger RNA of Pseudogymnoascus verrucosus, 1356 nucleotides long. RefSeq lists its product as uncharacterized. Gene Ontology annotation, molecular function: oxidoreductase activity, acting on the CH-OH group of donors, NAD or NADP as acceptor. The transcript is spliced from 5 exons. The record is from RefSeq and is a predicted model, not a curated record. NCBI's taxonomy places the organism in Eukaryota, Fungi, Ascomycota, Leotiomycetes, Thelebolales, Thelebolaceae. The coding region runs from base 57 to 1139 and encodes 360 amino acids.
GGAUCAUUGAUGAUAGUAUCCUUUGACGGUCCUACUGAGAAUAUCAUUUCUAAACCAUGGCAUCCCAGGGCAGCGGCUUCCACGUCCUGUUGACAGGAGCGAACGGCUUUGUAGCCUCCCAUAUAUUGUCGAUCUUGCUUGCGCGUGGGUAUGCCGUUACCGCGACCGUACGCUCUAAGGAGAAAGCAGCCGACGUCGUAAAAACGCACCCCUCGUGGGAGGGCAAAAUAGAAUUCGCAAUUGUCGCAGAUUUCACCUCAGCAAAGCCAUUCGACGAAUUGUUCAUUAAUUCGAAAGCUCCUUUCACCCAUAUAAUCCAUACGGCAUCCCCUUUGAACUUCCGAGUUGAAGAUAUUCAAAAGGAAAUGAUUGAGCCAGCCGUAAGAGGGACUACGGAGAUUCUCAAGAGCGCCCAUCACUACGGUGGCGCAACCCUGAAACGUUUCGUCUUGUUGGGAAGCGCAGUGUCCGUCCUGAACUCAUUUGAGGAUAUCACGCGGGAAGGCCUGCCCUAUACUGAGAAGAACUGGAAUCCGGUAACGGCCGAGGAAGCCAUCGCGAAAAAGGAUACAGUUCUUGGAUACAAUGUCUCUAAGACAAGCGCGGAGUCUGCGGCUUGGGAAUUUAUAAAGUCAGAGUCACCCUGUUUUGAUCUGGCUGUCAUAAAUCCGGAUAUCAUUACAGGACCAAUGAUACACCCAAUUUCUGGCCCAAAGUCUAUUAACGAGACAAAUCACUUUGCGAUUGCAAGCUUUAUUGACGGAACCCAUCAGCAGGUUGAAGGGGUGACGUUUCCGUUCUACCAUUUCGUGGACGUCCGCGAUGUGGCUCGAAGCCAUGUUGAUGCUUUAACGAACACUCAUGCCGGAAGCCAGCGGAUUCUUCUAAUCUCAGGCAUUAUCUCACCGCAAUUAGUCGUGAAUAUCAUCAGGAAGAAUUUUCCUGCCCUGCGGGCCAGGGUUCCCGAAGGAAAUCCCUCGCAGAUCCUCCCACCAGGAGUGCAUCCAACCGGAUGGGAUAUGCGGUUGAGUCUAGAUAUUCUUUCUAAGGGAACAAAGGAACAAAGCUGGAAGUACAUUGAUCUAGAGACCAGUGUCACUGAUGCCAUUCGGACUAUGAUAGAGGCGAAGGUAAUCUAGUCUCAGGGCCCGAAGACUUUGCUCUUCUUUCUGGAUUCGUUAAGUUUCUUGUGGUAAAAGUUCUUUAUAAUGGCAUAAUUAACGAGUCUAUUGCAUUUUGCAUGACAUGAAGGGUAAUUAGGGUCCUAUCUAAAGACUUGUAGAGGCUUGCGUUAGGUUAGUUAGUAAGUGUUAGUUAGGUUAUUAUGUAGAUGGGUCUUAUCUAUACUAGGGCUGU